Molecule: messenger RNA, 2540 nt
Organism: Lacerta agilis (Sand lizard)
Lineage: Eukaryota; Metazoa; Chordata; Lepidosauria; Squamata; Lacertidae
Gene: MSL3
Product: MSL complex subunit 3
Exons: 13
Coding region: 281-1849 (522 amino acids)
Biological process (GO): regulation of DNA-templated transcription; chromatin organization
Cellular component (GO): MSL complex; nucleus; NuA4 histone acetyltransferase complex
Source: RefSeq, a predicted model, not a curated record
CCCACCCACAUCACUAACGAAACGAAGCAUUGCAACCGCGUGCACUUGCUCAGGAGGGCGUCCCGCUGCUUUGCUGCUGCUGUUCUAUCGCGCGUGCGGCGCGCGUUCUUUCUUCGCUCGCGGACUGUUUUUCAGCACGGAGGAAGAGGAGGAGGAGGAGGAGGAGAAGACGAGGAGGAGGAGGCGGGCUCAGCCGAGCCGCCUGCCUGCCUGCCUGCCUUUCCCUCCGCCCUUCUGCCGCGAGGCGUGGCUGAGUCUUCCCUUUCGCCAUGAUGAACAAAUGACCUCGCGGGGAAUGAAAUUUAAAUUCCGCAAAGGCGAGAGAGUUCUCUGCUUCGAGCCGGAUCCGACCAAGGCGAAGGUGCUCUAUGAUGCCAAGAUUGUUGACAUUGUUAUUGGAAAGGAUGAGAAAGGAAGAAAGAUUCCAGAAUAUCUGAUCCAUUUUAAUGGUUGGAACCGAAGUUGGGACAGAUGGGCAGCUGAAGAUCAUGUUCUUCGUGACUCUGAUGAAAACCGCAGAUUACAACGUAGAUUGGCAAGGAAAGCUGUGGCUCGCAUGAGAAGAAAAGGAAAGAAAGGGCGUUGCAGACUGCCUGGUGUUGAUUCUGUAUUGAAGAUCCUUCCUGCUGAAGAGAAUGAUAAAAGCAGUGAAAAAUCUAUAAGUAGUUCUUCUUCUGAUGACAGUGAUGAAGGCACAGAUGAAGAAAUAAAGAGUGAAGAAAGUGAUGUGGAUGAAAAAAUAGAAAUGAAAGAAGAGCAAGAGACUCAUACUAAACGGGACAUGGAAGAGAGAGCAAUAAACAUUGAAAUUCCUGAAAUCUUGAAAAAAAAGCUUGAAGAAGAUUGUUACUAUAUUAAUAGGAGAAAACGGCUGGUGAAACUGCCAUGUCAGACAAAUAUAAUAACCAUCUUGGAAUCGUACGUGAAGCAUUUUGCCAUCAAUGCAGCUUUUUCAGCCAAUGAAAGAUCACGGCACCAUCAAAUGUCUUCACACACCAACUUGAAUCUGCACUAUAUCCCACCAGAAAAGAAUGUUGAACUGUGUAAAGAAAUGGUGGAUGGGCUAAGAAUAACAUUCGACUUUACUCUUCCUCUGAUUCUGCUGUAUCCCUAUGAGCAAGCACAGUUUAAGAAGGUGACUUCCUCCAAAUUUUUUCUUCCAAUCAAAGAGAGUGUAGCAAACACUAACAGAAAUCAAGAAGAGCUUUCCCCAAGCCCACCACUUCUGAACCCAUCGACUCCCCAGUCCACAGACAGUCAGCCUGUGACGGGAGAGUCAGCAACACCAAAACGCCGAAAAACUGAACCUGAAAUACUGCAGUCCCUAAGACGCUCCACACGUCACACAUCCAACUGUGACAGAUUGUCGGAAAGCAGUUCUUCGCCACAACCAAAACGACGGAACAUUGAAGCUCCUACUUCAAUGCCAAAAUUGUUUUUGCACCUUGAAAAGAAAACUCCUGUCCACAGUGGGUCAUCGUCACCCAUCACGUUGACUCCUAGCAAAGAGGGUGGGGCAGUAUUUGCUGGUUUUGAAGGCAGAAGAAACAAUGAAUUAAACGAGGUGUUGUCAUGGAAACUUAUGCCAGAGAGCUAUCCCCCAGGUGAUCAGCCACCACCGCCUUCUUACAUUUAUGGAUCUCAGCAUUUGCUACGCAUGUUUGUAAAGCUUCCAGAGAUACUUGGGAAGAUGAGCUUUCCUGACAAAAACCUAAAGGCAUUAGUAAAGCACUUUGAGUUGUUCCUAAGGUUUUUGGCAGAAUACCAUGACGACUUCUUCCCAGAAUCAUCUUACGUUGCUGCCUGUGAGGCCUACUAUAGUACAAAAAAUCCACGAGCCAUCUACUGAAGCAAUCCAUAUUGACAUAACCAACUGUACAUACUCCAUGGCUACUACUUUACUUCACUACUUCAAGAGAAAAAUCAAAAUACAUUGUUGUAAUAUUACAAAGGGAGUUCCUCUAAGUCAUUCUAUUGACAUAAGAGAAUCACAUUUCAUUUCAGAGGUGUGCUGACAUUGCAUUCUAGCACUAGAUAACCUUCACUUCUAGAUAAAAGAAGCUCUGCAUUGACUGCUGAUGCAUAGAACUGCAUACCAAUACAGCGAGGAAAAGGAAUAGAUGCAUUAGAACAGACUUCACGAGAACUAACCAUGCUUGCUUCACCUUGAAUUCCCGGAACACCACUUCCACUUAAGGCGAAUCUAGGAGUGAAUAUUGUACAAGUUUUUCUCAUUUGGAAUUUAUAACUCAUUACAUGAAUCUAUUUUGACAUAAAUCAAUAUUUAUAGAAGAAAGAAUAAGCAAGUGUUGUGUUAGCAUGAUCUCAGCUUCAAGAUUUCUGUGGUUGGGGGAGGAGGAACCCAGGAUUGCUUUGAAAGGAUGCAUUUACAUUUUCCCACGGUAGGUGUGUUGGCAAUGCCUGAAUAGCUUGGAUUUGGAUUAAUACACCCCAUACGUGAUUUGAAUUGCUUUGGUGAUUUAUUUAUUUUUGUCAGCAAUUGUUAAGAACAGGGUGUACUUGUUCUCGGGAAUGAAGAA